Molecule: messenger RNA, 2337 nt
Organism: Ogataea philodendri
Lineage: Eukaryota; Fungi; Ascomycota; Pichiomycetes; Pichiales; Pichiaceae
Exons: 1
Coding region: 1-2337 (778 amino acids)
Biological process (GO): vesicle-mediated transport; intracellular protein transport
Cellular component (GO): membrane coat
Source: RefSeq, a predicted model, not a curated record
AUGGCUGAACUCGGGAAGAACAUCUCCGUUUUGCUGGAAAACGCCACCAAAAACCUGUCGACGACGGUGAACGAGGCCAUCAACCACAAGAACGUCAAGUUGCCUCCCGCUCUUAACUUGUUCUUGUCGAAUGGUUUCUCUCACAACCAGGAGCUUAGCUCAUCGCAAAUCGUCGAGGGCCUCAAUUCGUCCAUUUCGCGAGAAAUUUACGUCUCCUUGGAGUACCUUGCGCGGCUGAUGACCCACCAGAACGCAGAUUCCGAGGUGGUCCAAUUCUUUCCCCACGUCAUCAAAAAUAUAACCUCGCCAGAUCUCAAAGUUAAACGACUCGUGUACACAAUUCUUCUCCGCUACAACCAUGUGCAGCAGGACAUCGCACUGCUCUCCAUCAAUGCCAUCCAGAAAUCCCUCACCGAUAAGAAUUGUAUCAAUCGAGCCCUAGCCAUCAGAACGUUGAGUGGUAUAAGAAUCCCAGCUAUACUGCCUAUCCUAAUUCUGUCCAUGAAAAAGACAGUUUCGGACUCAUCGCCGCUGGUUCGUUCGGCGACGGCUAUUGCCAUCACGAAAUGUUUUCUGCUCGACGAUAGUCUGAACAAGAAUCGCGAUUUGUCGGCCGCCUUGACUGACGAGUCCUCAAUCCCUGCUCAGCUAUACCAGUUGUUAGAAACUUUGCUCAGCGAUACAGAUCCAAAAGUCUUGAGUUCAGCUCUGGGAACAUUUUAUACUAUCUUCCCCGGAUAUAUGGAUCUAAUUCACCCAAGGUUCACCCAUUUGGUUUCAAGACUGAACUUCUUGGAAGACUCGGCCAAAACUGUGUUGAUUGAUCUGGCAACAGACUAUUCCAAACUCUACUUGCCUCAGCCAACAGAAUCCUCCCUAUGUGUGGAGCUUGUUCUCCUGGACUCCAAACUAAAACCGUUCAUCUACUCUUCCUCUGCAAACGUCGUGUUAAGUAUGAUCCGUUUCUACUACAACGUGCUGCCGUUCAAACUGAAUGAGAUUCCGCUUUCCAAGGUUCUGAUCAAAUUCCUCGGGAACGAUGAGUCAAGCAUAUACAUCUUGAGCGAGAUUCUGUACCUGUUGGAUCGUGGCGUUCUGAGUUUCACUGGAUCCCAACUGACAAACUUCCUUCCACUGCCAAACGAGAUCCAGAAAGUGAGCGAUUUGAAACUUUCGAUUCUUGUCCGUUUGAUCAACCCACAGACCUUUGAUAUGAUAUUCGACGAGCUCGUGUUUCUGGUUGAUACAAGUAACCGAUUCCUGAAGUUGACUGUUAUCAAAUUGUUGAACCAGUUGCAUGCUACCACUCCCGAGCAACAUCAGAAAAUUGGCCAGCUAUUCUUGAACAAGCUAGGAUCUGAGAAAGACGAGCUUCUGGUGGCAGAGUACGUUACAGGAUUAAGAAUGAUUGUUCAGACCGAUCUGCAGCACAAUAUUGACAUUUUGAUCAAGUUGACAGGAAAAUUAGUCAACGAUAGCGAUUUGUCGUCUUUGGCAAAGGCCUCGAUCAUCUGGCUGAUUGGUGAGUUCUCGUAUAGUCAGUUUGACGAGCCGAAGUGCAUAGCUUUUCACGACUACCUACCGGACCUGAUGAGAAUUCUGGUGCAGAGUUUCAGAGACGAAGAAUACCUGGUCAAGCUUGAGAUUUUAACUGCUCUGACAAAAAUCAUUUCAAAGGAAAUGUAUACAUCCAAGCAGCAAGGAGAGACCUACAAUUUCGACAAUAUGGUUUGGAAGAUGUUUAAUCUGGUGCUUCAGUUCACGAAAUAUGACACUAGUUUGGACCUGAAGGACAGAUCGCGGUUGAUCGGUUCUUUAUUGCCCAAUGUUGUAUACACUGACCCAGACGUCAACGCAAACACCGCUCUGGAUUUCCGCGCCUAUUACAAUGAAAAAAGCCACAUUAUAGAACAGUGCUACGAGAAGCUGAACGAGGUUGAUUUUUCAGUCUUACUGUUCCACACGUCCAAGUACUCUCCAGUUUCUUCUGCCACCAUUGACGAAGACAACAGCAUCAGCACAUACAACAAAGUGACUCCUGAUAAACUGAAUCCUGAGUUGUUGGAGUACUACAACGAACUCCGUGCCCAAGAGUUCCAGCUGAAAGACUACGGACAUUUCAAGUCGGUGUCACAAUCAAGCGUGAGACAGCCGGUUGUGGUGAACUCUCCAGUACCCGUCACCGCAGAAACCAAGUCGGCAGCCAAGAAGUACAAGUUGCAAACUCUGGACGACUUCCUGAAGGAAAAGGGCAAGUCGGGCGUCUUUGGUGGCAGUGACGACGAACAAUCUGAAGACGAAAGCGAUGAGGAGUCGGAAAAUGCUAGUCAAAUAUGA